AUGAAAACCAUAUUUAUAACGUCUUUCUGUGUUUUUCUGCUAUUUCCCAAUGCACAGCAAUUUUCAAUCGAACCAAAAAUAGUUGGAGGUUAUGAUGCUGACCCAGGUCAAUUCAAAUACAUCGCUUCCCUUCGUGAUGAUAACAACAACCAUCACUUCUGUGGAGCUACCAUUAUCACCACCCGUACGCUAAUCUCCGCUGCCCAUUGCAAAGUCAUUGAUAUAGACGACAUGGUUGCUGUUGUGGGCACAACUCGUUUGGAUGAUGAAGCAGCAGAUCGCUACACAGUUAUAGACUUCAUCACACACCCUGAUUAUAACCAAUAUGGAUACAGGAGUGAUGUGGCUGUGAUAAUUCUGGAUGAGGAUAUUGAGUUUACUAAUAUGGUGCAACCUAUUAGGAUGACGAGUAGAAGAGUUCGGGGUGAUGAAAGGUUGACUAGUGCGGGGUGGGGAUACACGUCAUUUCCAGGACAAGCUCCUAAUAAUUUGCAGUGGAUGAACCAGAAUGUGGUCAGUGCUGAGGAGUGUCAAGAGAUGGAACCUGGGACGAAUAUAAUUGGGAAGAUUUGUGCUUUGGAGAUGGAGGGACAAGGUGUGUGUUCAGGGGAUUCGGGUGGGCCACUUGUGGAUAGGUAUCAGGAGUUGGUGGGGGUUACGUCUUCAGGGUUCCGAUGUGCCAGGGGGAGGCCGGAUUUCUUUACUGAUGUUUAUUAUUUUAAGAGGUGGAUAGAGGCAAAUAUUCAAUAAAUAGAUUAAAAGCA
Messenger RNA from Dalotia coriaria, 764 nucleotides. Its product is annotated as chymotrypsin-2-like. The record is from RefSeq and is a predicted model, not a curated record. Bases 1 to 750 code for a protein of 249 amino acids. The transcript has 2 exons. Gene Ontology annotation, biological process: proteolysis. Gene Ontology annotation, molecular function: serine-type endopeptidase activity. NCBI's taxonomy places the organism in Eukaryota, Metazoa, Arthropoda, Insecta, Coleoptera, Staphylinidae.